AAGAAAAGAAAAGAAAGCAGAUUAGCGGGAUUAUUGUGCAUGCCUCCUUUGGGCUGUGGAUGAUGGGGUUGGUUUUUAGGGUUUUUCUUUUUCUUGUUUUUUUUGGGGGUUUUUUUUUAAGUGAAGUUUAAAGAAGCGUGUGGUUUUGGGCAGCCACAAUGACAAGAAGGAUCCCAGGAUGGGCGCUCGGUUCUGAGGAAGUGAAAUGGGGAACCGUUAGAGCAAGUGUUUCGAGUGGAGGGCGGGCAUCUGCAGGGACAGCUCCAUGCCCGUCCCCGAAGCUGUGGGGAAGGGCGCCCGCCAGGAAGGGAGACGAGCUCUCGACACGGCACUGCGGGGGGAGAGGGGCCUUUUCCUUCCCCUCGUCUGGGGUUCGCUGAGCCGGGGCCCCGGUGACAAGCGGCACGAAUUGGCGAGAGAGAGGAACGAGCACCGUGCGUGAGUGGGCGCCCCUCAUGUACAGGGCAGGAGUUGCCCAGAGAAGAGACCAUCCUGCCCCGUGGGCAGCCCCAUGGUUCUCCUGGCCACGGCCCUUCUGCUGUCAAUGCUGCUGGACCCGGCUCUCCUGCUGACUCUGGAGCCCCGGGGACCCCCUACCCCGGGGCCGGAGCCGGCCCUGCACGCCAGGUUCGACCCCCGGGCCAUGCGGCUGGCCUGGGACUGCAGGGAGGACGCCACGGCCAGCAGGUGCGCGCUGACGCCCCGUGGGGGCGACCCCGUUGUGAAGAAGCCCAGGAAGCAGGAAUGCUGGUGCAACUUUGAGGACACGUCUCUGCAUCGGGGCGUCCUGCUGGAAGUCCAAGUCAACACCAGCCAGCGCUCCUUUCGGGAGAAAGUGCUCUACACCAACCCAGGGGCAGAGGGCACCGCGGCCCACAACUUCUCCUGCGUCAUCUACGACGUGGACUUCAUGAACUGCACCUGGGCCAGGGGGCCCGCCGCCCCCGCCGACGUCCAGUACUUUCUCUACAUCCGAGACUCGAGGAGAAAACAGGAGCGGGAAUGCCCUCGCUACACGCCACACCUGGGCACCCACCUGGGCUGCCACCUGCGAAACCUCUCGGGCCUGACGUUCCGCAACUACUUCCUGCUCAACGGCAGCAGCCGCGCCACCACGAGGAUCCAGUUCCUCGACUCGAUUCUGUCCACGAAGGAGAUCGAGCGCUACGGCCCCCCGGCCAACGUGAGCAUCAGCUGCAACGCCACCAGCUGCCUCAUCCGCUGGGACACGCCGCGCACACGGCGGGCACUGUCGCACCGCGAGUUCCAGUACCAGCUGGACGUCCAGAGGAAGCGUGCCCCACCCGGCGGCAGGAGCCCCCUGAUCGAGGUGUCUGGCGAUUUGGGAAACCGGUACCACUUCCCGAGCUCUGAGCCCAGGGCCAAGCACGUGGUGCAGAUCCGGGCUGCCGAUGCCCGCGCCUUGCAGUGGGGCUCCUGGAGCGAGCCCAUGGAGUUCGGGUCUGAGGAUGCCGGCAGCAGCCUCUUGCUCCUGUACCUGCUGGUGGUGCUGGGCACCCUCCUCACUGCCCUGGGACUCGGUUUCCUCUUUAAAAGGUUCCUCCGGGUGCAGACGCUGUUCCCCCCGGUCCCCCAGAUCAAAGACAAGUUGAGCGACAGCCACCAGAUCACCUGGGCGGAGUUCACGCCGGGGGCAGGAAAAGGGGACCCCGAAGAGGUCUUGUCCGUGGAAGAAGUCCCACGGCCCUCGGACGGCCUGUGAAGCAGGCGGACGCGGCUCUCCAUGCCCAGGACAUUCUGGAAGUUUAUUUGUCUCUUGGUGUUGGUGUCAGCGCUGUGAGCCGUGACACGGGUUUUCUACGCUUUUUUUAUUUCUUAAAAAAAAAAAAACUGCGUUAUGUGGCUGAGACGCUUGCAGGAUAAGGGGUCACGCCCUCCCCUUCAAAUGUGAUCACGGAAGGUGCCGGCCAGGCUGCCCCGUGAACAAUGACCUGUGUUGUAGGAUU
Molecule: messenger RNA, 1967 nt
Organism: Microcebus murinus (gray mouse lemur)
Lineage: Eukaryota; Metazoa; Chordata; Mammalia; Primates; Cheirogaleidae
Source: RefSeq, a predicted model, not a curated record